Molecule: messenger RNA, 1962 nt
Organism: Fonsecaea erecta
Lineage: Eukaryota; Fungi; Ascomycota; Eurotiomycetes; Chaetothyriales; Herpotrichiellaceae
Exons: 2
Coding region: 1-1962 (653 amino acids)
Source: RefSeq, a predicted model, not a curated record
AUGCCACUCAAGAAUGUCUUGACAUCAACUUGGAGUGCCCUUCGGAAAGUGCCCCGACGCCUAGGCCAUGCAGUGCGACUGGCAUUGCGAAAAGCAAAACUUCAGAUACUCCCUCAACUGACGAAAUGGAAGGGGCACAGAGAAGAGCCAAAGGUUGUGAUGUACAAGAGUCGUGGAGUUGUACUCUUACACAUCCUGACUCACGCUCUGCCCCUCAGCGGUGUCUUGACGCUGCUGGUUUUGAAUAUCAAUACCUUCUUCGUCGGGAACCUCUCCACCUCCGCAGUGACCGCCUUUCAAUUUGCGGCCAAAUUGCUGGAGUUGCUCAUGCAGGCUUCACUGGCUGUCAUUUUGCUAGAUGCCAUCCGUUGGCACAUGGUUCGGAAUGAAGACCUUCCGCUCGGCGGGCUCGUGGCUCCUUUGCGCGCCACGGACGUAUCGUAUCUGUGGUCUUUGGAGCUUUGGGGCUCCUUGACCUCGAAGAGCUGGCGAGGCUAUCGCAAAACAUAUUUGGGCCUCUUGAUCCUCGCCACGGUCGUCCUCGCCGCCCUGGUUGGCCCGACAGGAGCAGUCGCGAUAGUUCCCCGCCAAAUCACGCACUCCACUGGUAAAUACCUGAACAUCUUGAACCCUCUCGAUGACAUCUUCCCUCACACAGCCAAGUAUCUAGACACUGGCACCGCCUUCGAGCAGGGCAUCACACAACUUAGCCAAUUCUAUGGCUCUGAGCCAUAUCGCCUCCUUGACUCAGAUGGCGUACGAUUAUUCGGAACACCAUCUGAUCUCGGUUUGCCCUGGUCUACCGCAACAAUGCCUUCCCGCGACAUGUCCUAUGUUUUGCGCGCCCAAAGGGCGAACCUCCAAAGAGAUUCAGACUCUCCCUUCAAUAUCUUGACAAUGAAAACCUCUCAGGCUCUCGUUCAAAGUGCUUGUAACGAGAACAACCUGUACGAUUAUGAUCAUAACAGAACACACUUGUCCUUCCCGAGCUCGGAACCACAACUGGGCCAACUCGUCACGUGGGGCGAAACCCUGGGAAACGCUACGGCUGAUGGCACGAUUCUAUUCUUCACGAAUCUGCCCUCUUCUGCUACUUCACGGAGUUCAACUCUUAUGGUAUAUGGGACGACAGACCCGGUUGACCGAAGCUACGCGGCGACGGCUUAUGCUUGCAUGAUCGAUGCGACGUGGACCAGUGUCACGCUGAAUACAUCUGCCGCCGACAGCAGCUAUAGUCAAGUCAAUUACGUUCUCGAGACUCAUUAUGAUGGCGGCAUUCCGCAGCAUCUGAAAAUCGACCUUCCGCCUGCUUGGACCGAACGGCUUCGAUCUACCAUUUUGGCCUCUCAGACCGCACUCCAGUUUUUGACCAACGAUGUUUUCCCACACCAGAUAGUCGCUCUAGCGCUUGCGAACGGAGAUUACGACUAUCUCAAGUACAACGGUCUGGCUCUUACGCAGGACGACGGUCAAGACUCUGAUACACAUGCUCUUUAUGCAUAUCUGGACAAAAGUCAUUCCUGGAGUCAGUACGCAGGUAUCUCGAUUGACAUCGACCAGAAUGCUGCAUUGGUCAAUCCCCCUUCUCUCACUUACCAAGUGGUCUCUCAGUCGCAACAAGGCUACGGGUACAAUGCAGACGACAUCACUGUGCAGCUGUCACUCGCAGUGCUAGGUGUGUUCUGUGUUUUCAUGGUGAUGCACAUAUUCCUCCUUCUUCUGACCGGCUACACGGGGAGCAGUUGGGAUAGCGUCAGUGAGUUACUCAUGCUGGGCUUGAUGAGUCGGAAGCCGGAAUACCUAGGGACCCAUACCAGUGCGGGUCUGGAGACCCUCAACGUUUUCCGGGAACCCGUCAGUGUCAAGGUGAACAAUGAGGGAUACGUCGAACUGGUUUUCGACAAUGACACAGGCGGCAAAUUGGGGAGGGAUGCCCCUGUAGUGGUCAACAAAGCAUAUUGA